AUGGGGGCCCUCUUCGCUAUUCUCGUUUCGAUACCUUCCUAUGCCAUUGAAGACAUCACGAUCAACCCAAAGAGCGCUACAUACUCUGAAAACAAUAAAGUAGCCAGUUCAGGAGACUACACUGAGGAGAGGAGGUGGAACUCAGGGGUUGAAGUUGGGUCACUGACAGCAAAUCGUGCAUAUGCAGGUCAGCCUAUGAUUGGGGCUCUUCUACAGAGACUAAGGGUUUAUGGUGGUCCACAGUUGGAGAGAUCCGUCAAUGCCUGGCGUGGCUCGGGCUUUCCGGGGGUACUGCAGCCCCAGCGUUCUCAGUCUGCAGUGCAGACCGUCACGAGAUAUGACAAGCCGGGAUAG
Messenger RNA from Aspergillus niger, 354 nucleotides. RefSeq lists its product as uncharacterized. The transcript is spliced from 5 exons. The record is from RefSeq and is a predicted model, not a curated record. The coding region runs from base 1 to 354 and encodes 117 amino acids. Lineage: Eukaryota; Fungi; Ascomycota; Eurotiomycetes; Eurotiales; Aspergillaceae.